Messenger RNA from Sphaeramia orbicularis (orbiculate cardinalfish), 2537 nucleotides. RefSeq lists its product as uncharacterized. The record is from RefSeq and is a predicted model, not a curated record. Bases 90 to 1139 code for a protein of 349 amino acids. NCBI's taxonomy places the organism in Eukaryota, Metazoa, Chordata, Actinopteri, Kurtiformes, Apogonidae. The transcript has 5 exons.
AAUACACACAUACUAUAAAGUAUUGCACGGCAUUAAUGUAUCUGUAGGUGUAAAUAUCUUUAAUAAAACGCAAAUAUUAAGCAAUAACGAUGGGGAGUGUACAGAGUUGUGUUAUGGGGUCGCUGUGCUUUUGCGCCGUAUAUUUACUGUAUGGUCAUAUUUACUGUUCCUAUCGUUUGUUAAAAACAAAUGUGCUCAGUAGUGACAGACUUCCGAGUUUCGCCUAUCUUUUCAUUAAAUAUUUAACCAAAGCCCUGUGUCGGACACCAGGAACCAUUUACAACACAAGUAAGACUGAAGUUAUUUACACGGUGCUAAACUGCAGGCUGGACCAUCACCUGCUGAGGAGCUUCUGCAGAGCUGCUGGAUAUGGUUGGGAUUAUCCGGACAGUGAAUACAGAGACACCCCUCUGUGUUUCCCAGAGAGCCUGUUUCUCAGGCCUAUGUUAAUGCUCCUGACUGAUGGAAACUUCAGGUUAAGUCCAGCAGGUCUAGUUCGAGUGCGUCAGACCUUAAAAACCCUGCAGCCAGUUGAUGAGUUGACGAAGGGCCUGUUCACGCUGCAGGUCAGAAUCCUGAACUACCGUCACGUUGAUGCAGGCGUGGAGGUGGACAUCUGUCUGUCCGCCUCUUCUCGAUGCAGCAGCUUAGUGUGGGAGAGUGUCCUGACGCUGAUGUCCAAAAACAAGCUCAAAGCCAGCAGGUGUUCCCCCGUCUAUGAACAUAAAAAUGAAGCAGAUGAAACAGAUGAUGUGAAGCAAGUAGAGCUCAGAGUUCCCAGAGUUACCUGCAUGCAGAACGCCUUGUCCUCUUCUGAAUACUCUCCCUUUCAGCUCUUCUCCCUCCCGGCCAGACUCUUUGGCUACAGGUCGAAGAUGCCACCAACUCUCUGGAUGUUGUCAGUCUGCUUUGCUGAAAUAGAGAAACACAAAGGGGUUAAAGUCAUCACAGCUCCAGUCAGUGUCACCGCCCAGUUUACGGAGCCUGUGUUGGCGUCAGGCAAAGUGGACAUCAGGUUUUGGGACAGAACUGAACCGGGGAAUCCAUCCUCUGCUCAAGGCCUCAGCUUCCGCAUGCAGCAACAUGGAGGCAACAAAAGGCAUGUGGUCGGGCUGAUUUCAAAGCCUUAUAAGAUUUGAGGCUAUACUGCUGAGAAAAAUGUGGAAUGUUUCUCUUUUGCACUGGGUGGUGUAUUGUAUAGUUAAUUGUGACCCCACUUUCAAUUCAAUGAAAUCUUAUUUGCAGAGCCGAAUAUCACAAGGUCUCUUCACAUGGCUUUACAGAAUUUGUUGAAUUGAUAAAAAAAACGCAAUGAAAAUAAGCAAACAGUCAAAUAAUUACUUUUAUUAAAUCAUUAGUCUUAGCUGCUUAUUAAAAUGUUGUAAAUCUUUAUUUCUAAUAUAGAAUCUAAUCUAUUUUCAUAAGAUUAUGUGUUAAUGCCUUGGCCACUCGUUAGAAGUGCAGAUACAUGUCACUGCCAGUGGCUAUGUUAGAAAAAUAAUAAUGAAUGACGUUUUUACUUCAGUUUUUUUUACCGUUAUCUUCAUUCUCAAGAUAAAAUUGGGGUCUGUGCAUCAAAUUUGGCCUUUGGCAAUGGCGUCAACGUGAUUACCCUGCCCAAGCCUCCAGAUCUUCUUCAUUUUUGGUAUUUAGGUGCAACUUGGUAAGCUCUUUGCUAAAUUUUUUUGGAUGUCAACCUUGAUCUUCAUUUUCUAAGUUAAAUUGGGGUUUAAGCAUUAAAUUUGGAUGGCAACAUUAACCUAAGUUUUUCAGAUGUUUCAGGGUCAAUGCAUGAUCAUUGGGGGGGAGAGAAGGCACUAGCACAGAUGAGGAGACGGGAUAGUGAUACUGGUAAGGGGUCAACAGGGGUAUAGGUGCAGGGCAGGCCUCAUUGUCAAAAGCGGCGACUGAAGGGUCAUUAAAAGAUGUGUCCAAAGUGCAUUUCUUUUAUGAAAUGUUCAUCGUUAACAAGAUGUCACAAAUUUGGCACAAAUGCUCAAUUUGACUUAUGGAUGAACUAAAAUGACUUUGGUAGCCAAAGGUCAAGGUCCAUUGUUAUGAAUGUGAUGUUUGAGGAACAUCUUGGGGGGGAUUUCUUUUUCCCUAAAUAGACAUAAAUGCUUACGUGGAAACGAGAAUGAAAUAAUUAGAUCUUGGCGGCCAAAGGUUAAAGGCCAAAGUCCAGGUCAAAACACAUUUCUGGACAUAAAUAUUAGAAACUGAUGGAACAGUCUGAAAAUUAUGACCCAUGGAUAGAGGAUGCAUCUGUUUGAGGAAAAGGUUCUUGUUUAAAAAUGACAACGAUGAGGUUUUUUUUUCUAACUGCCUGAAAUUAUUAAUCUAAAUAAAAGGAAACAAUUUGAUAUUUGAUUUUGAACAAGAGUAACUAACUCAAGGUAACUUAACUAAAAACUAAUAAAUUCAAAGUCAGACAGGAUAAGCAGAAUAUUAAAGUGCUAAGAAAAAAUUUGAGUGUGUUGCAAACUUGCAAAAUGGUCAAUUCAACAGGAAAACAGGAUAUUCAAGCCUACUCUAGU